AUGCAUUUGCAUCCUUUGAAGAACACAAGGAAGCAAAAAGGAGUAGUCACCAAUAAUGCUUCAAAUUAUGUAAAAUCCGGUGCACUUAUUUCAGCCAAGUUUUCUACUAUCUUUUGGACACCAUGUGUGGUUCAUACUUUGAACCUUGCGUUGAAGAACACAUGUGCACCAUCAUUGAGCACAAGAAACAAUGAAGUUGUAUAUAAAGCUUGUUAUUGGAUAAAGUUUAUAAGUGAAAAUGUGACGUGGAUCAAGAAUAGCAUUAUGAACUAUGGAGUGAGGCUUGUAAUGUUUACUGAACAUUGUGAUCUUAAGCUCCUUACAAUAUCUUCUAGAAGUGUGAUUAGAGCUGUAGAUAUUGAUAACCUUCUCUUCAUCUAG
Molecule: messenger RNA, 381 nt
Organism: Arabidopsis thaliana (thale cress)
Lineage: Eukaryota; Viridiplantae; Streptophyta; Magnoliopsida; Brassicales; Brassicaceae
Product: hAT transposon superfamily protein
Exons: 3
Coding region: 1-381 (126 amino acids)
Source: RefSeq, marked reviewed